Prunus armeniaca (apricot) is the source of this 1278-nucleotide messenger RNA. The record is from the annotation of a GenBank genome assembly. NCBI's taxonomy places the organism in Eukaryota, Viridiplantae, Streptophyta, Magnoliopsida, Rosales, Rosaceae.
AUGGCGUGGCGCGAAGCACGAACUGGUCACGGUCAACCCCGCUUUUCGUUUAUCUCUCAUCUUCAUCUUCUUCGAGCUCACGAAAACAAAAAGAUUCGAAAACACCAGCAAAAACCACCGACACAACAACACCAACCACACUUUUCAUUUGACGAAAUUUCCCCUUCUCGUGGUGGUCUCAGAGAGACAAACGAGAGAGCUGCGUAUCGCGCACUCCCGCCGUUUCUCUGUCCGAUCAUCUCCUCCAAAUUUUCGACAAAACGCGAUAUAAAUCUCGAUAUGCCGAUUCGGAAGCCGCGGAUUUCUAAUGUUUCAAUCAAUUUUAUCGUCUUUGGCGUGUUCCUCGGCUGCUUUCCGGGAUGUAUAUUAUCGGCGACCGUGACGCUGGGUUCGAUUGUGAUAUACGACACGCACGAGUUCAUAAAAGGUGUGAAGCCGAUUGUGUAUUUCACAUGCCAAGGGGAGAACAAGACGGUGUUUCCAGAUGUGAAGGCGAAGAACGUGUCGUAUGAAUUCAAAGGCGAAGAGUCUUGGCAGCCUCUGACAGAGUUUUCGAGUAAGAAGUGCAAGCGAUGCGGGUUGUAUGAGAAGGACACCUUUAAAUCAGAUGACAUAUUUGAUGAGUGGGAGUUAUGUCCUUCUGACUUCAAUUUUUCUGAUGGAAAAUACGUCCGAUUCAAGAGCAAGGAAUUCAACGCUACCUUUUCAUGUCCAAGGUGUCUACCUGCUGCUUCACCUGAUUCCAAGUCCGCCACUGCAGCACAUAAAGAAGAAAAGAAAAAUGGAUGGCAUAUUGUCCUAGUGAUAUUAAUCGUUGUUGUCGUUUUAGUAGUGUGUAUUGUUGGAGGAGUACUUGCACACAAGUUCUGGCAAAAGAAGAAGAGAGAGCAAGAUCAAGCUCGGUUCCUAAAGCUGUUUGAAGAUGGGGAUGAUAUUGAAGAGGAAAUGGGGCUUGACCAUUGUUACCAAGGAAGAGCGAACAAGUCCCAUGCAUAUACUCAUAGCCUUGAAGCUGGACACCAUGUUUAUAUCAAUCUUCGGACGGAGAAAGUUUAUUGCCUUCCUGAUGGAUACGAAAUCAGUGACCUGAACCCGAGGUUUACGGAGGAACAAGUUGAGCAGAUUGACAAAAACAAGCAAUGGUCUAGGGCACUUGAUGGUUCUUAUUACCUUCCUGGAAUGUUGAGGCUCAAUAACAUGAAGGAGACUGAUUUUGUCAAUGUCACCAUUCAGUCAUUAAUGAGUCACUCCACCAAGAAACUUUUUCCUCAUCCCUAA